CCGUUUGUUUCGUAUCAUGGAGAUAUGUUGUCCAGGACGCUCAUAACAGCCGCAGCACAUGCAUCAACUCUCCACAUCCAACCUUCCACGUCCAUCAUAUCCCUAACCUCCCCCUUCACCCGCGGCUCCUUACGCACACUCCAAAGCGUCAUUAUCGCGCAUGCAAUAAAGUCUAAGACUCCAGCGAUCCCGGGGGAGGUCAAUGCAGCAGUCCUUGUUCCGUUGUGUAACGUCGAUGGCGUACCCGGCGUGCUACGAGGCGGUAAGCUGAGGUUCUAUGCUGGUGAAGUCAGCUUCCCUGGCGGAAGGGUGGACCCAGCAGACGAUUCGUUUCUAGCUGCUGCGCUCAGAGAAACACAAGAAGAAGUAGGUCUAGAUAAUGGGCAGAUCAACAUUCACGGCCAAUUUGGCCCGCCGGAGCGAAGUCGCAUGGGGUUUAGAGCGCGGCCCUACGUCGGCUUUGUAUACCCGCAUGGCAGUCAUAAAACAGAUACCGGAUCCCUAGAUGAUCCCUUGCCCUCCGUUUCGCUUUCCUCACUCACGAUAUCUCAGGACGAGGUGGCGACCGUCUUCCAUCUUCCCCUCCCCGCAUUUACGUCCCCUGCGCGUGUCAGGCCUGACAUGUUCCGCGCCGCCAGCCCAUGUUGGGCCAUUGAUGUCUCUGGCCUCGUGGAAGGGUUCGACGGAGUAAACGACCCAUUGGAACAUCCGGCGGUGGGUGGUGGGAAGGAGGGACGUUUAAAAGUUUGGAGAUUGAUAGGUUGGUACGUUGCUCAUGAAAAUUAUACGCUUGAGCAAAAGAUUAUCAUAUGGCGAUGUAUCUGGAGGUUCUUGAGACAAUCCUUGAGAAACUAG
Suillus plorans is the source of this 855-nucleotide messenger RNA. RefSeq lists its product as uncharacterized. Gene Ontology annotation, molecular function: coenzyme A diphosphatase activity. The transcript is spliced from 4 exons. NCBI's taxonomy places the organism in Eukaryota, Fungi, Basidiomycota, Agaricomycetes, Boletales, Suillaceae. The record is from RefSeq and is a predicted model, not a curated record. The coding region runs from base 25 to 855 and encodes 276 amino acids.